Messenger RNA from Entelurus aequoreus (snake pipefish), 8607 nucleotides. It is a transcript of the gene oplah, whose product is annotated as 5-oxoprolinase, ATP-hydrolysing. NCBI's taxonomy places the organism in Eukaryota, Metazoa, Chordata, Actinopteri, Syngnathiformes, Syngnathidae. The coding region runs from base 176 to 4096 and encodes 1306 amino acids. The record is from RefSeq and is a predicted model, not a curated record. The transcript is spliced from 28 exons. Gene Ontology annotation, biological process: glutathione metabolic process. Gene Ontology annotation, cellular component: cytosol. Gene Ontology annotation, molecular function: 5-oxoprolinase (ATP-hydrolyzing) activity.
CCUGACUUCCUUCGAGGUUCCGCGCGUAUAUAUUUGAGGGGCGGAGCUGCGUCUUUGGGGUCUACUUGAUCCUGGAGCUCACCAAGGAGCGGCUGACUUGAGGCUUCGGACCGAACACGAUCAACAAUUACCACCGAGUAAACACGCACUGACGGGUGUCCACUUACGACCCAUUAUGACCCACACCCAGGGGAAGUUUGACUUUGCCAUCGACCGAGGAGGAACCUUCACGGACGUGUUUGCUCGGCUACCAGACGGACAGGAGAGGGUUCUGAAACUGCUGUCCCGGGACCCCCAGAACUACAAGGACGCCCCCACUGAGGGGAUCCGCAGAGUCCUCGAAGAGGAAACGGGACGCCCCUGCCCUCGAGACAAGCCUGUGGACACGACUCUGAUCGGCUGGAUCCGGAUGGGCACCACAGUAGCCACCAAUGCUCUGUUGGAGAGGGAGGGGGAGAGGACGGCUCUGCUGGUCACCAAAGGGUUCAAAGACCUGCUCCACAUUGGAACACAGGCCCGACCCAAGCUCUUUGACCUGGAGGUAUCGAUGCCCGAAGUGCUGUAUGAGGAGGUUAUCGAGGUGGACGAGCGAGUCGUCCUCCGACAAGAUGGCUGCAAACUGCCCAGGAAGGAUCCCAAGCGUGUUGUAACAGGAAGCACCGGGGAUAGUCUAGAGGUGUGGCGGGAGCUGGAUCUGGAGCGUGUGGAGAAGGACCUGAAGGGAGUUCUGUCUCGGGGAAUCAGCAGUCUGGCUGUGCUUCUGCUUCACGCCUACACAUGGUCGGAGCAUGAGAAAGCAGUGGGUUCCCUGGCCCGUCAACUGGGCUUCACUCAGGUGUCGCUGUCCUCCGAGGUCAUGCCCAUGGUUAGGGCGGUCCCUCGAGGUUACACCGUGUGUGCCGACGCCUACCUCACACCCAAAAUUCGGGAGUAUCUAAAAGGUUUUACCUCUGGAUUCGAAGGAGAUUUGAAGGAUGUGGACGUCCUGUUCAUGCAGUCAGACGGUGGUCUGACUCCCAUGCAGCAGUUCUGCGGUUCGCGUGCCGUCCUGUCUGGCCCCGCGGGCGGAGUGGUGGGCUACGCCAUCACCUCCUACAGCCAGAUGGAGAAUAGACCUGUGAUUGGCUUUGACAUGGGCGGGACGUCCACUGACGUGAGUCGUUAUGCGGGCCAGUAUGAGCACGUGUUUGAAGCCACCACGGCCGGAGUCACCCUGCAGGCGCCUCAGCUGGACAUCAACACCGUAGCAGCAGGCGGAGGCUCGCGACUCUUCUUCAGAUCAGGGAUGUUUGUGGUUGGACCAGAGUCUGCUGGUGCGCAUCCAGGACCGGCCUGCUAUAGGAAAGGUGGUCCUCUGACCGUGACGGAUGCUAACUUAGCUUUGGGCCGCCUCCUGCCGUCCUUCUUCCCUAAAAUCUUUGGGCCUGGAGAGAAUGAGCCUCUGUCCCAGGAGGAGACCAUGACGCAUUUCCGUCAGCUGACCCAUGAGAUCAACCACUUCCUGGCCUCUAACCAAUCGCAAGCUGGUGCAAAUAGCGCCAAACACUCCCACAAGAGCCAAUCAGAGAUGACUUUGGAAGACGUGGCCAUCGGAUUCAUCCGUGUGGCGAACGAGGCGAUGUGUCGACCAAUCAGAGCGCUGACGCAGGCUAAGGGCCAUGACACAUCUCAGCAUGUGUUGGCGUGUUUCGGUGGUGCCGGGGGCCAGCAUGCGUGCGCCAUCGCUCGAGCGCUCGGGAUGAAGACUGUCUUCAUACAUAAGUACAGCGGCGUGCUGUCGGCCUACGGUCUGGCUCUAGCGGACGUGGUGGAGGAGGUGCAGGAGCCGUGCUCGCUGCAGUAUGAGAAAAACUCUUUUGGCGAGCUGGACCGCAGAGUGGAUCUCCUGUCCAAACGCUGCCAGGACACACUGCUAGCCCGUGGAUUCAAUAGUGGCCAAAUAACCACUGAAGUCUUUCUCCAUCUGCGCUACGAGGGCACAGACUGCGCUCUCAUGGUGACGGCUGACGGUUACCCUGGAAACCAGCGCACCUGUCGAGCGGGUGAUUUCCGCAGCGCUUUCACUAAAAGAUACCUGAAGGAGUUUGGAUUCACCAUCCCAGACAGGCCCAUCAUGGUGGAUGACAUCAGAGUGCGCGGCUGUGGGAAGUCUGGGAUCAAAUCGGUGUACAGACCAAAGAAGGGACACGGUCAAGCCAAACCCGUCACGAUGACAAAAUGCUACUUUGAGGAUGGUUACCACGACACCGCCGUGUAUCUGUGGGAGGAGCUUCUUUGUGGUACUAGCAUCCAGGGACCAGCCAUCAUCAUUGACAAGAACAGCACCAUUCUGGUGGAGCCCUGCUGUGAGGCUUCCCUGACAGAUGGGGGCGACGUGUGCAUGAUGGUGAGCGCGGACCCUCACUGUGCAGUCGGCACAGAGCUCAACACCGUGCAGCUCUCCAUUUUCUCCCACCGCUUCAUGAGCAUAGCAGAACAGAUGGGCAGAGUUCUCCAAAGAACUUCCAUCUCCACCAACAUCAAGGAGCGUCUGGACUUCUCCUGCGCUGUGUUCGGACCGGAUGGCGGUCUGGUGUCGAACGCACCCCACAUUCCAGUGCACCUGGGGGCCAUGCAGGAAACUGUCCAGUUCCAGAUCAGAUCAAUGGAGGGGAAUCUGAAAGAAGGGGACGUGAUCCUGAGCAACCACCCGUGUGCCGGCGGCAGCCACCUUCCCGACCUCACAGUCAUCACACCAGUGUUUAGAAAAGGUGUCAGCGGACCGGUGUUCUUUGUAGCCAGCAGGGGGCAUCAUGCAGACAUUGGAGGCAUCACUCCUGGAUCUAUGCCGCCGCACUCCACCUCCCUGCAGCAGGAGGGCGCUGUCUUCAUUUCCUUCAAACUGGUCACUGGUGGUGUCUUCCAAGAAGAAGCUGUAACGGAGGCCCUGAUGGCUCCGGCCCAAUACCCAGACUCCUCUGGGACACGGAAUCUCCACGACAACCUGUCCGACCUGCGGGCUCAGGUGGCAGCCAAUCAGAGAGGCAGCCAGCUGGUGGGGGAGUUGAUUGACUGCUACGGGCUCGCUGUGGUUCAGGCCUACAUGGGCUACAUCCAGAGUAAUGCCGAGCUGGCGGUGAAGGACAUGCUGCGAGACUUUGUGCGUCGUCGACGGCAACAGACAGGCUGCUUGGAGGUGGAGUCGGAGGAUUUCAUGGAUGAUGGCACUCCAAUCCGACUGCGGGUUCAGAUUAAUGAAGAAGAGGGCACUGCAGUGUUUGACUUCACUGGGACUGGCACAGAGGUGUGGGGGAACUGCAACGCUCCAAGAGCAAUCACACUCUCCGCCCUCAUCUACUGCCUUCGCUGCAUGGUGGGACAGGACAUCCCCCUCAAUCAGGGCUGUCUGGCACCAAUUAAAGUCACCAUCCCCUCAGGGUCCAUCCUCCAGCCGUCGCAAAACGCAGCAGUGGUUGGCGGCAACGUGCUCACAUCCCAGAGAGUUGUUGAUGUCAUUUUCAAGGCGUUUGAGGUCUGCGCCGCCUCUCAGGGUUGCAUGAACAACGUUUCAUUUGGCAGUGAGAAGGUUGGGUACUAUGAGACUGUCGCCGGGGGCGCUGGGGCGGGGCCGAGCUGGAGUGGCAGAAGUGGCGUGCACAGUCACAUGACCAACACUCGUAUCACUGACCCUGAGAUUCUGGAGAAGAGAUACCCUGUGAUAUUGGAGCAGUUCUCCUUGAGACCCGCUUCAGGAGGUGCAGGGAAACACUGCGGAGGAGACGGUGUCAUUCGCAAGCUGCUGUUCAGGGACAAAGUAGUUCUGUCUGUGCUGAGUGAGAGGCGAUCCAGACGUCCCUACGGCCUCAACGGGGGUGAAGAUGGUGCUGCGGGACUGAACCUGCUUCACAGAGCUGAUGGCAGAAUACUCAGUCUGGGUGCUAAGACCAGCGUCAGCCUUCAACCAGGGGACAUGUUCUGCCUAUACACUCCAGGAGGAGGGGGUUACGGGAAGGAGGACGGAAACCGAAAACCGCAGACAAAGCGCAGGCGUGUAUACGAGACUUUUCCCGAGAGAGGCAGCGUCUUUGAGUACCGCAUGGCGCAAGAAGGAGUGUGACACAGCACAGGUGGAAGGAUUCAACACAAAGUAUGGACGCACCCAUACAAUUAUAAACAUACGAUAUGCAGCAUUGUACUAACAAAAACAUCACAACAAAGCGUGUUCCUUUGAAUUGUGAGACAGCGGCCUCUGCUGGAUCCGUAGCAUAACACUUCGUUUUGCCACCUGCAGAUAGCGCCAUCAAACCACUCUCUCUUCAAGUUACCAUUUAAAAAAAUAGUUACUUACGAGUUAAAGCAGAGAAAAUAAAUCAAUGACUAUGCGGGGGAGCGAAUAAAACCACAAAAAAGUGGGAAUCUACUGUAGAUUUCUUUUUUUUAACAUUAACCAACAUUAAAAAAAACAUUAAAGUCAGAUCUUUUUGGCUGAUCUUUACAAAAAUGGCAUUGAAAUGUAUUAAAACACAAAAUGUCAUAAUCCAUUUAAGUGCAAUAUAUUUUUCAGGAUAUAGAGCAAAUUGAAUCAAUUAAAGUUUUUAGUGGAGGAAAAAAAAUGAUUGAGCCCUUUUUUUUUUAACCAAACAGUUUUUUUUAGGUGUAAACAAGGCACGUAUUUGUUGCUUUUUUGGGAAAAUUUUCAUUUAAAAAAAUAAUUUUAUUUACACUGUGGUCACAGUAACUGAGCCCACCGUGACAAGUCGUACAUUUAAAUUAGGACGUGAUUGUUAAUAUGUAUCCCUCGUGUGCUUUGUCUUCUGGGAGGAGAGGGGGCAUCCCUAAGUGGUGUUGCCCUCCUCCCUUCUUUUUUGGGGGGGUGAGGAAUGACGAGGGAGGAUGCCCGGUGAGGGAGUGCAGGCAUGCGUAGACCAGCUGAUAAAGAGAUAGCGACCACUGCGGAGGAAGCAGCAGGAGGUCGACGGCUGCCUGGAUUUUGGAUGUAAAUCAGAUGUUUUGUCUUUGAGAGCUGCAAAUUCCAAUUGGGAACUCACGGACGAUUGAUCAAAGAUAGUUUCCUUGUUUAUGGAUCACAGUUCCUGUGCUAAAGAAUACUCUUUAAGAUGAUUUGACAAUAUCCAGACUUUCUUUAUCAGCUCUAAGCUUUAAGAGCUGUUGUAGUAACAUUGAACAAGACCAAUUUCGAACAAUAAACAGCCACAUUUAUUAGGUUUUAGGGUGUUGAAUUCAGUAGAAGCAUUUUAAUCCAAUAGUAGAAAGAGAAAUAAAAAUAAACCAUUUUAUUAUACCUUUUAAGCCAAAAAUAUAUUUUUCUCAAUUUAAAUUAAGUUACAAUACUUACACAAAAUCAUCUAAUAGUACAAAGAAGCUUUUUCAUGUCAGUCUGACUGGUUAAAUAAUCUGAUUUAUUUAUUAACACACUUAACUCAUGAAGAUUUUCAAGUGAAAUUUUAAUUCAUGUAGCAUUAAAAAGUAACACAAUAGAAAUACAUUACUAAAUAUCUUAAAUUGCCAUAUUGACCCGUAUGUAAGACGAUCCUUUUUCACAGCGUGUUAUUUUUAUUAUAUUUUAAAAAUCACAACAAAUCAAGCUCUUCAAUGACCACACUGACCCGAAUAUAGGACAGUCCAUAUUUUUGAAAACUCCUCUUUAAAGACAAAAUCCAUGAUAAAAACGAAAAAGCAAGUUCUUAAAUGACCAUGUUGCCCUGCAUACAAGAUGACCCUUUUCAUUUGCAAAACCUUUUAUUUUUAUUUUUCAAACAAGAACAUAACCCCAGACAAAAAGAAAGCUCUUAAAUCACCGUAUUGACCUGAAUAUAAGACAGUCCUUUUUUUUCCCAAAACCAUAAAAAAACAAGAAAAAACCCAGACACAGAAACACAUAAUUAAUUAAGUUUUAAAAUGACAAUAUUGACUCGCAUAUUAGACAAUCCUAUUUUCCAACAUUUUUAAAGACCAAAUCCAAGACAAAAACAACAAAAAUCAAGCUCUUAGAUAGCCAUAUUUAGCCGAACAUAAACUGUUUUUCCUUUUCCAAAGCCUGUUUUUGGGGUUGUUUUUUUGGGGGGGGGGGACGGUGUGUUUUUAAGAAAAAAAGACAAAAAUCAAGCUCUUAAACAACCAUAUUGACUGAAUAUAAGAUUUUUUUUUUCAAAAACCUGUUUUCCCUUAUAUCACCGAAUUGUAAGGGUGUCCAAAAAAUGUUGAAUCAAUCAUGAUUUUUAUUUGUUACGAUUCUUAAUCAAUAAAAGCAAAUCAAAGGUCGAUUUAAAAAAAUGUGUAGCGUAUUUUUCGGAGUAUAAGUCGCUCCGGAGUAUAAGUCGCACCGGACGAAAAUGCAUAAUAAAGAAGGAAAAAAACAUAUAUAAGUCGCAUUUUGGGGGGAAAUUUAUUUCAUAAAACCCAACACCAAGAAUAGACAUUUGAAAGGAAAUUUUUAAAAAUUAAAUAAAGAAUAGUGAACAACAGGCUGAAUAAGUGUAGGUUAUAUGACGCAUAAAUAACCAACUGAGAACGUGCCUGGUAUGUUAACGUAACAUAUUAUGGUAAGAGUCAUUCAAAUAACUAUAACAUAUAGAACAUGCUAUACGUUUACCAAACAAUCUAUCACUCCUAAUCGCUAAAUCCCAUGAAAUCUUAUACGUCUAGUCUCUUACGUGAAUGAGCUAAAUGAUAUUAUUUGAUAUUUUACGGUAAUGUGUUAAUAAUUUCACACAUAAGUCGCUCCUGAGUAUAAGUCGCACCCCCGGCCAAACUACGAAAAAAACUGCGACUUUAUAGUCCGAAAAAUACGGUACGCAUAUUUCUAUUUUAUUUUUUAAAUCUGUUUUGUCCAUCCACUCAGGCAAACCAUGUUGUUGAUGUAGAUGCCCAUAUCUGCUGUACAGAUUUACUUUACAAAAGAGAAGUGUGGGAUACUUCUCUUGUUGUCUUGUCUGUAUUUGACUUUAUGAAAUGUUUGGGUGGAAUUUUAUUAAACAAAUCAGUUUUCUUUUAAAGGGGAGCUGCACUUUUUUGAAAUUUUGCCUAUCAAUCACAAUCAUUAUGAAAGACAUGAAGGUUAUAUAUUUGUUUGCAUUCUAAAUAAUAAAUAAAUGUGAUCAAAGGUCCCCUUACAAUAGAGCCUUUGGGAGCAACUCUAUUUUGCCACUAAAAUCUCUUAAAAACAAUCCAAACAACUCCAUUAAGGUUUCAUAAACAUGAUGCAAGUAUAUAUCUAAUGUAAUAUUGGGCACAUUUAUAAUAACAUUUAAUAUUUACGUAUUUUGAUCAUUUCUAAAACGCAUCAUGACGUUUGCUUUUUUAUUCACCACUGAUUCUUACUCACUGCAGACUCCAUGAGAGCCAACAAACAAAAUAAUCACUUGCUGUACAAGCUCUGCUGUCAUUAGGAUGCCGACUGCUUGGAUGUUCAUAUAUUCCCAUUUAGGUGAAGAAUGACUCAUAAUUCUCGCGAAGAAAAGUGAGGUGGAACCAAACGUCUUUUCGGGUCGUUCUUGCAUUUCAGAGUCCUACAUGGCUGUCAAAGUGUACCAACUUGUCGGAAUAUGUCCUCAGACUUCUUCUGAGGACGGCGUGGCGCAGUUGGUAGAGUGACCGUGCCAGCAUCCUGAGGGUUCCUGGUUCAAUCCCCACCUUCUACCAACCUCGUCACGUCCGUUGUGUCCCUGAGCAAGACACGUCACCCUUGCUCCUCAUGGGUCGUGGUUAGGGCCUUGCAUGGCAGCUCCCGCCAUCAGUGUGUGAAUGUGGAAAUAGUGUCAAAGCGCUUUGAGUACCUCGAAGGUAGAAAAGCGCUAUACAAGUAUAACCCAUUUUCCAUUCUGUCCAGGUGAGAUGCAUGAUUUAUGAUCUACAAUAAACUUACAGGGAGCAAGGAAGCGAGGAAACACCUCGCUAGUCGACCAUCACAGUGUCGCUAUAAUAACAAUAUCACUAAUACUUGGUUAAUAUUCAAGUCACGAAAUGUAAAUAGUGUACUGUUGGCAUUUUUGUAUGGUUAUUUAUUGGAUUUCAUGGGCGGAAUAGAGGACCUCCCAUUAGCUCCGCUGUAAGCAGACUUUUAUUUACGUUUAUUUACAAGUUAGAGUGCAUUAAAAAAAAACACCUGUCGUCAUGUCUUUCAUAAGGAUCGUGAACGAUGGGCAAAAUUCCAAAAAAAGUGCAGUUCCCCUUUAAGUAAUAUAAAAAUGUAUCACAGCUGUUUAUUUUAUGGAGGAAUGUAGGUAAUUAUACAACUGGCACCGAAUGUUAUUAAAAAGUAUUGAUUUUGAAUCAAGAAUGGUUUUCAAUCGAUUCUGAAUGGAAUGGUUACCCUGGUUCCUCAUAUUUUUUCUCUUUCUAUUGCAAUAUUUUCUCGUACAAUUAUUACUUUUUCAUGUAAAAUUAUUACUUUUUAACGCAAAAUGGUGACAUUUGUCGUUGAAAAUUCUGACCUUCAUCACGAUAUUGCCAUUUUUUUUUUUCUUGUAAAAUGGUGACAUUUUUGGAGUAAAAUUCAGAUUAUUAUUAUAAUAUUGCCAACAUUAUAAAGUUUUCUUAUAAAAUUGUGACUUUUGUCGAGUAAAAUUAGGACUCUUUUCAUAAAAUUGCCAACAUUUUAAGCUUUUC